Messenger RNA from Ilex paraguariensis (yerba mate), 2630 nucleotides. The record is from the annotation of a GenBank genome assembly. Lineage: Eukaryota; Viridiplantae; Streptophyta; Magnoliopsida; Aquifoliales; Aquifoliaceae.
AUGAGAACUGGAGGCUACACUGUCCAACAUUCUCUCACUUCUGAAGCUGCAAGCACAGUUAAACAAGCUGUUAACCUAGCUAGAAGGAGAGGCCAUGCCCAAGUGACUCCUCUCCAUGUAGCCAGUGCUAUGCUUGCUUCAUCCACAGGCCUUCUCCGAAGAGCUUGCCUUCAAUCUCAUUCUCAUCCACUCCAAUGCAAAGCCCUUGAGCUCUGCUUCAACGUCGCCCUCAACCGGCUUCCUACUUCUGCAUCAAGCCCUCUAUUUGGCCCUCACUCCCACCUCCCUUCCCUGUCCAACGCUCUAGUUGCAGCCUUCAAGCGUGCCCAAGCUCACCAACGCCGCGGCUCCAUUGAAACCCAGCAACAACCCAUUUUAGCUCUGAAAGUAGAGCUAGAACAGCUCAUUAUCUCCAUUUUAGAUGACCCUAGUGUCAGUAGAGUCAUGAGAGAAGCUAGGUUUUCUAGUGCACAAGUGAAAACCAAUGUUGAACAAGCAGUCUCUUUGGAGAUUAGCUCUCAAAGUCCUCCAACAAGUAGUCAUCAGUCCAAGGAAAGUACCAAACCUUUAGUUCUUGGCAACAACAUGCCUCAAUUUCUACCCAUGAGUCAGAUUAAAGUGUCUGUCAGCCAAACAACUGAAAAAGUACAGAAUGGGGAUGUAACGAGUGUUCUAGACACGAUGAUGAACCAGAAAAGGAAGAACACUGUUAUUGUUGAGGAGUGCUUGGCUAGUGCUGAGGGUGUAGUUAAAGGGGUUAUAGACAAGUUUGAUAGGGGAGAUGUUCCUGGGGAUAUGAGGUUUGUGCAGUUUAUAAGUGUUCCUCUUUUCUCUCUAAGAAAUCAAUCAAGGGAAGUAGUUGAAGAUAAGCUCGCGGAGCUUAAAUGCCUUGUGAAAAACCAUGUGAGUAGAGGAAUUGUCCUGUACUUGGGUGAUCUCAAAUUGGUUUCUGAGUUUUGGUCAAAUUUUGGUGAGCAAAAAACCUACUAUGACUGUCCUAUGGAGCACAUGAUCAUGGAGAUUAGUAGAUUGUUGUCUGGAAUUGGGGUGUGUGGAAAGUUGUGGCUCAUGGGGAUAGCAACUUUUCAGACUUACAUGAGAUGUAAAACAGGCCAUCCUUCGUUAGAGACUCUUUGGGAACUUCAUCCUCUUACUGUUCCUUCUGGCAGUUUAGGACUCAGCCUCAACUUUGAGAGUGAUUUGCAAGAUCAGUUCGGAAGCAAAGUUUCAAGAGAUGAGUCUAGCCGUCUUAAUGGACAUGAAGUUGAGAAGCACCUUAAUUGUUGUGCUGAUUGCUCAGCCAAUUUCAAGAUAGAAGCUCGAAGCAUAGUAAAAAAUGAGUCUACGACCACUUCGACCAGCUCAAGCUUGCCCUCAUGGCUCCAACAAUACAAGGAAGAGAACAGAACACGCACUAUCAAUGAUCAGGACUUUGACAAAGUUAGAGAUCUCUGCAAGAAAUGGAACUCAAUUUGCAGUUCAGUUCACAAAUAUCCCAACUUUCUCGAGAAAACCUUUCAUUUCUCGUCAUAUUCUCCUUCUUCUUCUAAUUCGAUUUCCUCGCAUGACCACCAGCGCAGUCCAAAGUUGCACCAAACCCUUCUAAACUGGCCGGUGAUUUUCGAACCCAACCAGUCACCCAAAGAACACCAAUUCUUCCUAUCUGAAAAUGGUGGUGAAGGUUUUGUAUCCAACAUGAGAACAUACAAACCGGUUACAAAACCAGACCUUUUAUCCAAUCCUAAUUCUAGUCCUAAUUCAGCUUCUUCUAGUGAGGCCAGUGGAGAUAUGGAGUGCUUUGAAAGGUUCAAGGAGUUUAAUUCUGAGAACAUGAAGAUUUUAGCCAAGGCAUUGGAGAGAAAAGUGCCAUGGCAGAAGGAUAUUAUUCCUGAAAUUGUGAACACCAUUCUUCAAUGUAGGUCUGGAAUGACUAGAAGAGAGAGAGAAUCAAAUCAAAAAGAAGAAACUUGGCUGUUCUUCUUAGGUGUUGAUACUGAGGGUAAAGAGAAGUUUGCAAGGGAGCUUUCUAAAGUCAUUUUUGGCUCACAAAAUGAGUUAGUUUCAAUUGGCCUCAGCAACUUCUCAUCAACAAGAGCUGAUUCAACUGAAGAAUUUAGCAGCAAACGAACAAGAAACGAGCAUGGCGAAAGUUAUCUCGAGAGAUUUGCAGAUUCAGUGAAGGAAAAUCCUAGCCGUGUGUUCUUCAUGGAAGAUGUAGAGCAAGUAGACUAUCAUUCUCAAGUGGGAAUCAAAAAAGCGAUUGAAAGUGGAAGUAUUACACUUCAUGGUGGUGAGUUGGUUCCAUUAAAGGAUGCCAUUAUAAUUUUCAGCUGUGAGAGCUUCAGCUCCAUGUCAAGGGCUUGUUCUCCUCCAAUCAGUCAAAAAUCAUGGGAAAACAACAAAAUAGAGAGAGAAAAUGAGUUGGAGGAGAGAAGAACAUGUGCCUCACUGGAUUUAAAUAUUGCCACUGAAGAGCAUAAUGGAGAUGAACAUUCACUUUCUGACAUUGGAAUUCUUGAUUUGGUGGAUGGGCAAGUUGUUUUCAAAAUUCUAGUGCUGUGAAAAGGAGACAGAUUCAAUUGGGAUAUCUUUCUGUUCUUUCCUUUACUUUUUUUUUUUUUUUUCAUUUU